CCCAUCCACACCAGAGUCGGGAGAGAAGAAAAAGCAGAAAGAGAGCAGCUAGCAGACCGAGGUUUGGCUGCUGAAAAAAACGGGGGGAACCUUCUGCUGCUUUACCGGGAUUAAGAAACGUAUUUCAGGCGGACAUAAGAGCAGUCUCCACCGGGGCUCCCUUUACGACUGAUCCGUGGCUGAAGAGGAUGACGCUCUCCUAGAAUCCCCCCGCUCACAACUCCCCCCUUCAUCCUGGUCCACACCUCCGCCCUCCACCAUGAACCACACCCCCAGCCCCCACCUGUCCGACGGCGGUAAGUCGUCCGGGGGCGGCCUGCUGUGCAGCCUGGGUCUGGGGUCCGACAGGGGGAUCCGCUCCCCGGACAGCCUGAUGCACACCCCGAGCCCCACCGGAGGAACCCCCAGCUCCAGCCCCCCGCUGCUGCUGUCGCCGGGGCUGGGAGGCUUCGGCCUGGGGUCCCUGGGGGCCAUGGGCGACGGAGCCGGGGCCGACUGGGAAAGCAGGGAAGAGCUGAGGCUCCGGGAGCUGGAGGAGGCUCGGGCCCGAGCGGCCCAGAUGGAGAAGACCAUGAGGUGGUGGUCGGACUGCACCGCCAACUGGAGAGAGAAGUGGAGCAAGGUGCGUGCGGAGCGUAACCGUGCGCGUGACGAGGUCCGCCAGCUGAGGCAGCGGCUGGACACCCUCACCAAGGAGCUGACCAGCGUCCGGCGGGAGCGGCAGGAACUGGCCUCUGAGAACGAGACCCUACGGCAGGAGACGCUGCGCCUCCAUGGCGACCACACUCUCGACGCUCCUCCUCCUCCUCCUCCGUCCGCCCCCUCUCCAUCGUCCUCCCCCGCGCACCCUCGCGGCGCUUCCUCCUCUCCAUCCAUACCCCCCUCCUCCCCUGCCUCCUCCUCCUCCUCCUCCUCCUCUCAGGUCCACGCCGACGGCAAGCUGGACAGGGUUGGGGAGGGACCGCCAGGGUCACCGGAGCCAGAACCAGUGCGGGACGUGGACUUGGACGGACAAAAGUUGCAUCAACAGAAGGACUUUGAGGUGCUGGAGUCGGUCCUGCGUUCCAGGGCCCCGGACGGUGACACUCAGGAGGCGUGGGAAAGCCGCGGCGGUGUCAACCCGUCCACCUCGCGCUCAUCAUCCGGUCUGAGCCGGCAGGAGCGCAGCAGGCAGCUGUGGGAGGACAUCGGCACGGUGGAGGAAGACUCCAGCAAACUCAACGCCCUGCAGCUCCGCCUGGACGAGUCCCAGAAAGUCCUGCUGAAAGAGAGAGAAGACAAGCUGGCGCUGAGCAAGAGCAUCGAGAAGCUGGAGGCCGAGCUCACUCAGUGGAAAGUGAAAUACGAGGAGCUCAGCAAGACCAAACAGGAGACCCUCAAACAGCUGAACCUGCUGAAGGACAUGCACCAGGACGAACUGGGCCGCAUAUCUGAAGACUUGGAGGACGAACUGGGAGCCCGGACCAGUAUGGACAAGAAACUGGCUGAGCUACGAGCUGAGAUGGAGAGGCUGCAGGUGGAGAACGCCGCAGAGUGGGGGCGCAGGGAGCGCUUGGAGACGGAGAAACUGGCCCUGGAGAGGGACAACAAGAAGCUGAGAGCUCAGGCCGAAGACCUGGAGGAGCAGCUGGCCAAGAAGCGCCGGCAGGCCGCCUCGGCGCUUGACACCGACCUCAAGGCCAUCCAGACCGAGCUGUUUGAGAAGAACAAGGAGCUCGCCGACCUUCGCCAUGUUCAAGCUAAGCUGAAGAAGCAGUUCCAGGAGAAGACGGUGGAGCUCGCCCACGCCAACCGGCGGGUGGAAAGCCACGAGGCCGAGGUCAAGAAGCUGCGACUGAGGGUGGAGGAGCUCAAGAAGGAGUUGGGACAAGCAGAGGACGAGUUGGAUGAGUCCCAUAACCAGACCAGGAAGCUGCAGAGGUCUCUGGAUGAGCAGGUGGAGCAGACUGAGAACCUGCAGGUACAGUUGGAACACUUACAGUCAAGACUGCGGCGGCAGCAGCAGAGUCCCGGUCUGUUUGGGAAGAUGCGAUCGGCUCGGUUCAGUCCGGAAAACCAGGACGCUCCGACCAGCGACAUGGACGAGGAGGAGGAGGAACUGCAGCUCCAGAUACCAUGACACACACACACACAACCAUAUAGUGAUGCAGGAUAUACUUCUACACGGACAUCAGCAGUCACAUAAAGAAGUUGUAUACCGUUGCUCCUUGGGGGGAAAACUUUGUAUCUCCAGAAAUUGCAACAGGAAGCGGCUGUCUUCUGCUCAACCAGCUUUCUAGUUCUUAAACAGUCUCCAACAUUAUGGGAGUAAUUUACCCGGUGUCAGAUAAAAAGGUCAAUAUCACUUUUAUCUUUUAAAAAAAAGCAAGCUUUGUCAAAGAAAACAGACCCAGAGAAACCACUUAAUUGUUUAUCUGGCGUUCAAACAUGAAAGAGGUGACGUGAUGAAGUUUCCACCCAGCAGCAAUGUGAUAAGAACACACCUGAUCCUUACGCAGAACACACGGACAUUCUCAUAUACACGAAGACACACAAAUGUUUGGACAUACUUGCAUAAACAGGCACACAGCAACAAGGUCAAACCCAGCAGUUUGUGUGUGCCAGACAUUAACGGGACGUCCAGACAACGUAAUGCCGAAUGACGAAGAUCUUUCUUCAACUUCCACCAAACCACUCUAGCAGAGGCCGACACCCAUUCUAACCUCAUAUCAUCACAAGCAUGACACCUGUAUUACGCCUGGUCCCAUCUGAACUGUGCUACUGUAUCCAAUCAAGUGUCAACCCCACAUCUACAUCACCAGUAUUAAUACUUUCCUCACAGCUGUCAGCUGUGAAGAAGCUAUGAGCUUGAAAGUGUUAUUUCAUCACAAGGGAAUAUCAUUUUGAAUAUUGUUUUAGGAAUUUCUCCUCUAAUAUCAAACAUUCAAAUUCUAUUUCCCAUGUAUUUAAAGUUCACAACCAGUGCUGGGAGCACACUAUACCACUUUUAGUCUCAUUAUCGCAGCAAGUUGGAUAGAAUUAGAGCAGCAGUACGUGUGGAGCAGGAUCCUCCGACUUUACCAGGUUUCCUAUUUGUCGCUCCGCAAUCGGUCUCCGCUCAAACUGAGAGAGAACCUGUACCCGAGACCUGAACCCGGCUCUUUCAGAUUUGAGAAACAGAGCCGAGAUGGAGGCUGUAUUUAUAAAGACAAAGUUAUAUGCUUGCUUUGGAAAGGCAUUCACACACAUUAAAAAACAACUAAUCUUAGAACGACUAACACAGAAUAUGGCAGCACCAGCAAGCUUUAGUAGCAGUUCGGGCUAAACCGAAUAUAAUUUAAUUAAAAUUCGAGGAUCCAUCAGUCAUCUAAUUUGAUGACCUCAUCACCCUAAAGACAAACAAAAAGUUUCAUCUUCGUUGGUAUAUAAUAUUGUAUAUAAUAUGAUAUUGGUUAUAUAAAUGUAAUUUAUGGUGCUGUUAGACCCCUUUAAUAUAUGUGGGUGCAGCAAACCUCCUUUUGUAUGAAAGUGGAAAAUUGAAAAUUGUUUUCUAAAAAAAAAACAGAAAAGCUGCACAGCAUUGAAACGUUAAUUUAAAAUUCAAAUGUCAACAUUAUCAAUGAAGCUUGAAACUUUUUGGUACUACUCCAGUGGCAGUACACUCUAAGAAGCCCAUAAUGUGAUCUUAUGUCGAUGACAACAGAACGUCGUCUUCAGAGCCAGUUCUGAAGUAUUGUAAUUGUCAGUAUUGAUCUGCCGACCCCUCACACUGAUGGUUUUAUACAUGAGGGAACGGGACUACCAGCCUGCAGUGUUUGAGGGAAAUGUAACCUAGAUGGAGGAAGGAGUGAAAGGCCUGUAACUGUGUGGACCUUGUAUUCUCCUGUAAGUGUAUUAAGCCUGAUCAUUUCAUGAUGUCGUAGCGUAGUGGGCCUCACGGUGGUUAGCACUGCCCGAAAUAGGAAGAUCUGAUGAUGUAGUGUGUUCCCAGCUCGACUGGAGCUGCUCCUCGACAAUUACUAAUGUAACAGUGUUUUUUAGACAAUAUGUACAUAACCAUGGGCUAAUUUAGAGAAUGUAAAACAUCCUCAUGAAAUGAAGAGAUUGCGGGAUGCAACGGAUCAGUGUUUCUGUGAAGGGGGAUAUGCACCACUAAAGGCCCGUUCACAUCAGCCUUUUGAACUGUAACAUUUUGUGACGAAGUCCAUUUAUUCCAAUGUAAUCUGAACUAUUAGUAGAUUCUCCGUGGAGGGCGAAGUCAUUCUGAUCAAAUCUGAUAGGACUCUGUUGACCAAUUGCAAUCCACUUUUACUUUACUAUUCUCUGUCGGAGUAUUAACUGCCCCUCUGAAGUGGGAGGGUAUGUUGACAGCAGACACAAAAAAUGGCACAAAAAAACUGCGUUACCUUAUUGGUGUUACCCAUUAGCAACCAGGCUAAGGAGCUUGCAAACUGACAGUUAGAAACUUAGCUUUUUCCCUAUUCAAAAACUCUUGACUGAAUGAAAUGAUGUUCAUUCUUGAUAACGACAUUUCAUGGGGAAAGGAGAAAAUAUAUAAUAUACGAUUGGCAAUAGCUAGCAUGUUCCCAGCUGGCAAGCAUGUCAGUGGUUCGCCGGCAAGAUGCAGUUGUUCACCACUUAACCCUGCAAUCAGUCCCUACACCGCCUAUUAGAAAAAUGACUUUCUUCAAUCGCUCUCUGGUGUGACCGGUUCUUAAUCAUAUACAUCAUAUUCAAAAGCAGGAAAUUGGAGGCAUUGUGUGUUAAGAGGAAAGGAUUCAAAGCUCAAUAUGGUUCCUUGAUUCAUUCGAGGUUCAACAAGGAAAAUUCCCCACCUUUUUAUGUGGAUAUCCAAUCAGUAUUGAUGGUAAAUGUAUUCUACUGAAGCAGGCGAGCAGGAGAACUCCGCUUUUUCGGUCAUUAUAGCACUGAGGAAUUUUUUGCUUCCAUUUACCAUCAAAACUGAUUGGACAUCCACAUGAAUAUGGCGAAUAUUAAAAUUAAAAUUAAAAUUCAGUAUUAAUAUCCAGUUAUUCCCUCAGGACUGUAUUCAGUUGGGGUGGAAACGCCCCCCAAAGCAGCAUUUAGACAUAACGAGAUAAUGAAACACUCACUGAAACCGAUGCCAGUAAAAUUAUUGUAGGCUCAAUACUCCCGGGCUCUUUUAAAAUGGCCCAAGUAUUCAACAGGAGGAGGAGUUUUGGAUACACUGGGUGUUGGACCGAAGAGUUAAUUUAUUUGUACAAAACUUGGCCGGGAUAAAUCUCCCGCCUGUGAAAUAGGUCCAGUCUAGCGGAGGAUACAUGCAGUUGUGAAAGCAAUAAAACUUUCAUUUAUCUUCCACCACCAUCAGCAGUCACUCUCUGCCUCGGCCUCAUCUCUGACGCUGGAAAGGGGACCAAGAUAUUUUUACUGAUCAGGACUCUGAACUAUUUAUCUUGUCGUUGUUACGGUUUAGUUUUUAUAAAUGAUCUGUACCACAGUGGUUUUAUAUUGGCUCUAUAAAUGUCAACUGUACAUAUAAAGAAAUUUGAGUCACUGUGUCUUUUUUGUCUCCAUACUGUAUGUAUUCAUAAUGUAUGUGUCAGAGUAAUCCUGUCUUUUGUCUGAAGGACCUUUUCAGACCAGUGGCGCCUCAGUGCCUGUAAAUUCGAAGUUGUUCUCUUUAACGUUUCUCUAAAAUGUACAGUUUUCCUAAAUAGGCGGAGUCAGUGAUUUCUCAGAGACCAGCAGGAAUUUGAGGAAGUUGCCAUGGUAGUGCUGGUAAUGUUCAUGCUCACGUUAAUCAAAUCUUUAUUGGACACUUGUUGUUGUCGAGACACUUUCCUGUGUGUUCAUUUGUUCUCCGGUGAACAACUAGUCGACUAGUCUACUGAAAGAAAAUCAAUACUGUAACGCCGGGGUUUUCAAAGAUUGAAGUGUAAAUUGUCAGAGGUAAAAAGCCAACGUCAGGCAGUAAACAAACCACCCCGGUUGCACAACUUCACUUCACCACCAUGAAACUAAAGACAAACUUGUGUUUGGCUUGGUGACGUUUUGUAGUCUCAUUUGGCCGCUUGUUAGCAACCGCCUUUUUUAUGACGCGCAAAAGCUUGAAAACUAAAGAGUGGGGUAUUUAGUGACGUAUUUUCUAGAACAAAGUUUUAAAAUCUCUUUAGCUCUGUUAACUACGGACCUUAUUUCAGGCAUCUAAACAAAAACCCAUUCAAAAAACCCAUUGACUUCAAGCCUAUGGAAUUGGAAACACAAAAGUGCUGACACAUUUCAGUUUUUUUUGGGGGUGAUAUGUCUUAUGUUAAAUGUUAAGUGUCUUUAAAGUGUAUUUAAAGUAGACAAUUCUGCAGGGAUAUGUAAAUGAUUGUUCUGAUUCCGAGUGAGUGAGUGGGGGGUUCGGGGCCUCGUUUAUGACCCCAACUGCAGUUGGGAAGAAGCUGUUUUUCUGGCUCCUGCCAGAGGGCAAGUGACUCAAACUGUUUGUGUCGAGGGUGAGAAGGGUGUGCCACAAUCUAACCCUUCCCCCUCCUCAGGGUCCUGGAGACGUACGAGUGGUGGCGGGACGGCAGAUUGCAGCCGAUCACCUUCUCAGCAGAGCAAACGAUGCGCUGCAAUCUUCCCUCGUCUUUGGCAGUGGCUGCAGUGUACCAGAUGGUGAUGGAGGAGGUUUUAGGACUCAAUCCUGCAGCACUAUAGGGUACCUAAUCCUGUAAAGAAAGUUACUCAGUCAAUUAUGAACACACAGACAUGAUACACGUUUAAAUUCAGUGUGACUUACAUUUUCUAUUUCCAUUGGGAAUAGAGGCUUGGAUAUCAUAGAAAAAGAGAGACUUCUGAAUUUGCUUGUGAAUCAUCCUGUUUUUAAGUCUCUUCAGUAUCAAAGUCAUCCAGUGACAGCUUUCUGUACAUCCAUGGGUAAUAUACAAACAGGAGCUGCUAAUAGCUGUUUGGGCAUAAUUUUAAUGGUGCCAAUUUGCAAAUAUAGGCUGAAAAGAAUUGGACCACAGUGACAUUGAAAACCCCUGUUAUUUUAAAAUGGCCAGUGAAGUCUGCCUCAAGUGAUUCCUUAUUUUUAUCGUCAAGGACUGCCUUCAGUUGCUCAUUAGGAUAAAGCUAUUCAUUUUAGAAUGUGCUUCAAAGGUAUAUGGAACUGCAAUUUAGUAUUGCAGUAGUAUUUCUGUUAAAAAUGUAUAGUCUCGGUGCCCAAGUCAGUUUGGUCUGUGGCCAUACGCCUGAGACAAUGAUGCUCCCAUCCAUCCACCCCUACCACCACCCUUUGCAGAUUUGUUGCUUUUUAAACUGUGUUACAUCACUUCCAUCUUCACUCCCGGCAUAACUACGGCCGCAUAGAGUGAAGUGAGAACAGGCUAGUACAGCAUAUUACAUUACAUAUUUCAGUUAUUUGAUUCAACAUUAGCAACAAAAGCUUGAAAGGUGCGCCCAUUAGAGUGCCGAUCUGGGCCAGGUGUUGUAUGACCACUGCUGUAUUGUGUGAUUGAAUGAAGACAACCCACGAUUGGCUAACCCCAGUCUAGACAGUGAUGCCCUCUAAGGCGUUGUAAGCGCACUCCAAACUCAAAAAGGUUGAAGUAUAAGACAUUUCAUACAAUACACUGAACCUGAGAGCAGCAGCCGAGAGGUGUGCAGCAGUAUUUGUAUUGGUAAUUAUGUUAACUAUUAGAAAAACA
Molecule: messenger RNA, 7661 nt
Organism: Anarrhichthys ocellatus (wolf-eel)
Lineage: Eukaryota; Metazoa; Chordata; Actinopteri; Perciformes; Anarhichadidae
Gene: ccdc102a
Product: coiled-coil domain containing 102A
Exons: 10
Coding region: 260-2119 (619 amino acids)
Cellular component (GO): myosin complex
Source: RefSeq, a predicted model, not a curated record